This is a messenger RNA of Cyphellophora europaea CBS 101466, 918 nucleotides long. RefSeq lists its product as uncharacterized. The transcript is spliced from 3 exons. Gene Ontology annotation, molecular function: ferric iron binding; catechol 1,2-dioxygenase activity. Lineage: Eukaryota; Fungi; Ascomycota; Eurotiomycetes; Chaetothyriales; Cyphellophoraceae. Bases 1 to 918 code for a protein of 305 amino acids. Gene Ontology annotation, biological process: catechol-containing compound metabolic process. The record is from RefSeq and is a predicted model, not a curated record.
AUGGGUUCCGCCGGCCCCAAGUAUGAUCCCAAGUUCACACAGCACGUCAUUGACGCGACUGGGCCCAAGACCAGCCCACGCAUUAGAGAGGUUAUUAGCAGCUUGACCCGCCAUCUACAUGACUGGGCGAGGGAAGUCGACCUGACCGCGGAUGAGUGGAUGGAGGGUGUCAAUAUGAUCAAUUGGGCUGGUCGAAUGUCGGACGAGAAGCGAAAUGAAGGCCAGCUGAUGUGUGACGUUCUUGGUAUUGAGUCCCUGGUGGACGAGAUCACUUACAAGAAAGCUGCUGAGGCCGCCGAUGUGGCCACUCAGAGCGCGAUUCUCGGUCCCUUCUUCCGCCAUGACCAUCCGACCCUCCCCAAGGGCGCCAACAUUUCCCACGACACCCCGUCCGAUGCCGAGCCUGUAUAUAUGUACGGCAGGGUGACCUGUGCAAAGACGGGCAAGGCUCUGGCUGGCGCAACAAUCGAUGUGUGGCAGGCUUCCACAAAUGGCUACUAUGAGCAACAAGAUCCCAACCAGAAGGACCUCAACCUGCGGGGCAAGUUUGUGACGGACGAGAAUGGCGAAUACGGCUUCUACUGCAUUCGGCCGACGCCAUAUCCCAUACCCUUCGAUGGUCCUGCCGGCAAGCUCCUGCAGCUGCUGGACCGUCACCCAUACCGACCUGCCCAUAUUCAUCUGAUUGUACUGGUCGAGGGUUUCAAGCCAAUCACUACUCAGAUCUUUGACAAGGAUAGCAAAUAUCUAGACGAUGACUCCGUGUUCGCUGUGAAGGAUUCUUUGGUCGUCGAGUUUGUGCCUCUCGAAGGUGAUUCGACCGCGAAGAAGCAGCUGCAGUACGACGUCCGCAUGGCUCCCCUCGACUCCAAAGCGCAGGGCACUGAGCUGGCGACGAGUGGAUCGAUCAACGCGUAA